Messenger RNA from Manis pentadactyla (Chinese pangolin), 1456 nucleotides. It is a transcript of the gene RSRC1, whose product is annotated as arginine and serine rich coiled-coil 1. The coding region runs from base 1 to 1212 and encodes 403 amino acids. The record is from RefSeq and is a predicted model, not a curated record. Gene Ontology annotation, cellular component: cytoplasm; nucleus. Gene Ontology annotation, biological process: alternative mRNA splicing, via spliceosome. NCBI's taxonomy places the organism in Eukaryota, Metazoa, Chordata, Mammalia, Pholidota, Manidae. The transcript has 11 exons.
AUGCAGAUUUGUUUACAGAUUAUGUCCUCCAUCGAUGCACUCGAAAGCUCGGCUGCCGCUGCCUGGCACUGGAACCAGGAAGGCGGUGAGCUUAAACUGAAGCAAGUUUGGAGGACGCCGGCGGCGCUCAGACUUGAAGAAACGUUUCCACGUCUUGGGCCCUUGCGAGUGAACGCGAGGUGUGAGCCCGAAGGCCAGGACCCAGAAAUGGGACGCCGGUCAUCAGAUACUGAAGAAGAAAGCAGAACCAAGAGAAAAAAGAAACACCGUAGACGGUCAUCUUCAAGUAGUUCUUCAGAUAGUAGAACAUACAGCCGAAAGAAAGGUGGAAGGAAAUCAAGGUCAAAGUCAAGAUCUUGGUCCAGAGAUCUUCAGCCUCGCUCACAUUCUUAUGAUAGAAGACGCAGGCAUCGAUCAAGCAGCAGCUCUUCUUACGGCUCUAGAAGAAAACGAAGUCGAAGUCGUUCACGGGGUCGAGGGAAAUCCUAUAGAGUUCAGAGAUCUAGGUCAAAAAGCAGAACAAGAAGGUCCAGGUCAAGACCUCGUCCACGUUCCCAUAGUCGAAGCAGUGAAAGGUCCAGUCACAGAAGAACCCGUAGUCGUUCUCGGGAUAGGGAACGACGUAAAGGCAGAGAUAAAGAGAAAAGAGACAAGGAAAAGGAUAAAGUCAAGGACAAGGAAUCACACAACUUCAAACGUGGGGAAUCUGGAAACAUCAAAGCUGGAUUAGAACAUCUGCCACCAGCAGAACAGGCCAAAGCCAGACUACAGCUGGUUCUUGAAGCUGCUGCUAAAGCUGAUGAAGCAUUGAAAGCCAAAGAAAGAAAUGAAGAAGAAGCAAAGAGAAGAAAGGAGGAAGACCAAGCCACCCUGGUAGAACAAGUAAAAAGAGUAAAAGAAAUUGAAGCCAUUGAAAGUGAUUCUUUUGUUCAGCAGACGUUCAGAUCCAGUAAAGAAGUCAAAAAGUCAGUGGAACCUACUGAAGUGAAGCAUACAACUGCAGCUUCAGGACAAGCAUCAGUAGCUGCUGAUAUGCCCACUAAUGAAAAGGAAAUAGACCCUAGCAUUAUCCCUACGACCAUCAAGUACCAAGAUGAUAAUUCUCUGGCACAUCCAAAUUUAUUUAUUGAGAAAGCUGAUGCUGAGGAAAAGUGGUUCAAAAGAUUAAUUGCUCUCCGACAAGAAAGGCUUAUGGGCAGUCCUGUGGCCUAAUUAAUAUACAUAUAGUUGAAUUAAUAGUAACAUUGGGAAUUAAGGUUUUUAAGUCCCAGUAAUAACUUUGUACUUUUAAAAAGAAUUAAGUUAAUUAUAUAAAAAGGUAAUCUCAUUUCAUUCUCGGGUAGGAUUGAAUAUUUGUUGAUUUGAAUUUAUUCAAACAUUGUGAAUAUUAAAACUAGUGUAAGUUUUAAGAAUGCAUGCAAAUGUCAUACUGUUAAUAAAGCUAAUCCUAAAAAUA